AUUGCUCGGUGUUGGCCGCCGCGUAGCGUAGUGCGCGCGUGACGUUACCCCGGUGAGAGUGUCUGUCAGAGACAGCGUGGCUCGACGGGUGGUGAGUUCUCGCCCGUCUGUCGUGUCGCGUUCGUCUUGCGGUGAGCACUCCUCGGUGGCGCAAGAUGGUCGCGAUGAAAGGACGCAAGAGCUCGAGCAAGAAUCCGCCGAUAUUCAGCCAUGAAUUCGUCAUACAAAAUCAUGCGGACAUCGUCUCCUGCGUGGCGAUGGUCUUCGUCGUCGGCUUGAUGGUGCAGGUUACUUCACCAUGGGCGUACACUUUCAUUGCCAUGCACCAUAAUGUGACCAAUCCUAUUGAGGAUCCAACAGUUGUGCUAAAAUACACCACAGGAUGGAAGGAUGCAUGCGCAGUGUUCUUUUACUUCUUGAUAACUAUCAUAAUGCAUGCUGUGCUCCAGGAAUACAUAUUUGAUAAAAUUUCCAAGCGGCUUCAUCUCAGCAAGGCAAAACUUUUCAAAUUUAACGAGUCCAGCCAAUUGAUUGUCUUUUACACAGUGUUUACAUUGUGGGCCAUCGACAUUAUAAUCAGGGAGAAUAUACUCUUGAACCUACCAGCAUUAUGGACGGAGUACCCGGCGCCGAUGUCUUUCUCCUUGAAACUGUUCUUCAUCUGUCAGCUUUCCUACUGGUUGCACUGUUACCCCGAGCUGUAUUUCCAACGAGUCAAGAAGGAGGAUAUCGCGCUGCGUGUUCUCAAAGCGACCGUCGGAUUGUUCUUCACGUCUUUGGCUUAUCUUUUGAACUUCCAACAGCUUGCCGCAAUCUUGCUGACUUUCCAUUUCGUGGGAGACGCCUUGAUGCACGGAGCCAAACUGAUCCACUUCAUUAGUCAGAAGGAGAAAGCGUCGAGACUGUCCUUCCUCAUUGCCAAUUCGGCAUACGUGUUCGCCCGCGUCGCGAGCAUCGCGCUGUCGGCUGUGGUGUUCUUGUACGGACUGAGGAAGCUGGAGAACAAAUUCGACUACGUCACCGGUAGUUUCAACAUUCCCGCUGUACAGUAUACCGUGGUGUCCGUCAUCUCGCUCUUCCAAGGCUACCUGCUGUAUCUCUUCGCCGUGAAGCAGAUCAAACUCGCGCGUGAGAAUGCCGCGCCGGUCGUCGUGAAGGCGAAACCGAAGCAGAAGUCGAGGAAGCGAGAAGGCAAGAAAUCCGCUCAGUCCGAAGACGACGAGCUGCCGGAGGUGGAUCAGGCGACGAAGAAAAAUCUGAGGAAUCGCUCGUCGACUAAAGCGAAAUAGAUGUCUAAUAAAUUAGAGAAAUCACUUCUCCUAAGGCCGAUCGGAUAAUUCGAUCCUAUUCGUCUGUAUGCGUCAUGAGUGCGUUUAAACGUGAAUCCUGGAACGCAAUCGUAAUGCAGGAAUUCGAGAAGCUUCCAUACGUAGUCGCUACCGACUCAGAGUAACGUCGUGCAAAAGGUGUCCGAUAUUCGGCUUCGUAGGAAAGUGUGUAGAGACGGAGCGGUGGUUCUUGUCGUUAAGUGUUCGUGAGAGCGGUAGAUACGGGGAUCCGCUAUAUAUGAUAAGGAACAUUUUUCUUUCAUUCUUUCUCUUUUUUUUUCGGUUACGAUUAAACCUUUCACGAUCUUUUCGUGAUUUCCUCAUCUUCGUACGAGGCAAGUAUUUCGUUCAUACAAUUAUGCGAAAAUAAUUAAUGUGCAAUUUUGCCUUUUUAGACACAUUGCGUAUAUUUUCCAGGUACGUUAUACGUACUCAAUAUUUAUAGAUUACUUGAGAGAAAAUUUAUACGCGAUCGUUUCUUUGUUUCAUGGUCAUUUAAAGUUCACGGGUUUCCUUUUGCACGUGGCUUUCUUCUCAUGAAUUUAGGAUUAAUUGAUUAGAAAGUAAGUAGCCAGAAUAUAAAAAUGAAUUUAUUACGCUAAUAUAAUAUAUAUAUAUAUAUAUAUAUAUACAAUAAGUUCCAAGAAAGA
This is a messenger RNA of Dinoponera quadriceps, 1978 nucleotides long. It is a transcript of the gene TRAM, whose product is annotated as translocating chain-associated membrane protein 1. The record is from RefSeq and is a predicted model, not a curated record. NCBI's taxonomy places the organism in Eukaryota, Metazoa, Arthropoda, Insecta, Hymenoptera, Formicidae. Gene Ontology annotation, biological process: protein insertion into ER membrane; SRP-dependent cotranslational protein targeting to membrane, translocation. The transcript is spliced from 7 exons. Gene Ontology annotation, cellular component: endoplasmic reticulum membrane. Bases 156 to 1289 code for a protein of 377 amino acids.